Molecule: messenger RNA, 1758 nt
Organism: Enhydra lutris kenyoni (northern sea otter)
Lineage: Eukaryota; Metazoa; Chordata; Mammalia; Carnivora; Mustelidae
Gene: TYW2
Product: tRNA methyltransferase 12 homolog
Exons: 2
Coding region: 48-1439 (463 amino acids)
Biological process (GO): tRNA methylation
Cellular component (GO): cytoplasm
Molecular function (GO): tRNA methyltransferase activity
Source: RefSeq, a predicted model, not a curated record
ACCGGUUCCGCGGCGUCUGCGCCGCUCGUCCUGUAGCGGCGGUGGGGAUGCUGAGCCGGGUGAGUGGAGUCUCAGGGAGUCUCGCGGAGGGAAUCCGAGAGGAUGUGGGGGGCAGCAACAUGGAAAGGGAAGGUGGGAAGCCUGCGGCUGUUGUCGCGGUUGUGACUGAGCCUCGGUUUACCCAGCGAUACAGGGAAUAUCUCGAGAAGCAGAAACUCCUGGACAGACGGCACCGUGUAGAAAAGAUGCCGGAUGGCACGGUGGCGCUGCCGGUGCUGGGAAAGACUCUCCCUGAGCAGCACCUGCACGAGCUGAGGGAUUGUGUGGCUCCAGGCAGCACCUGUAGAGUAACGCAGCUCCUGGAUCCUGUUCGCUCAAAGAAGGCCCAGGGUUGUUCACCGGCCCAAAGGCUGUGUCUUGAAGUGAGUCGCUGGGUAGAGGGCCGGGGAGUGACGUGGUCAGCUGAGUUGGAGACCGAUUUGCCCCGAUCUUGGCAACGACACGGCGACCUCUUGUUGCUGAGCGAGGACUGUUUCCAAGCCAAGCAAUGGAAACAUCUGGAACCAGAACUCUGGGAGACUGUUGCGUCGGCACUUGGCGUCCAUCGUGUGGCCAAACGAGGGCGGGUAUCCCCAGAUGGCGCUCGAACGCCAGCAGUGACUCUGCUGCUGGGCGACCAAGGCUGGGUAGAGCAUGUGGAUAAUGGGAUCCAAUAUAAGUUUGACGUGACCCGGUGCAUGUUCUCCUUCGGAAAUAUCUCUGAGAAGCUUCGAGUGGCAUCGCUGCCCUGUGCUGGAGAAGUGCUGGUGGAUCUCUAUGCAGGGAUUGGUUAUUUUACCUUGCCCUUCCUCGUCCAUGCUGGCGCUGCCUUUGUCCAUGCCUGCGAGUGGAACCCCCACGCUGUAGCUGCGCUGAGAAAGAACCUUGAUAUCAAUGGAGUGGCAGAUCGGUGCCAAAUACACUUUGGGGAUAACAGAAAACUGAAGCUCUCAAACAUUGCAGACCGGGUGAACCUGGGGCUGAUUCCCAGUUCUGAAGAAGGCUGGCCCAUUGCCUGCCAAGUGCUGCGGCGGGAUGCUGGGGGCAUUUUGCAUAUCCACCAAAAUGUGGAAUCUUACCCAGGCAAGAACCGCCAGCCUCCAGGAAGCAGUGAAAUGGAGAAGGAACACUGGCCUUAUCCUCAGCAAAUGAUCACCAACCAUUGUACAAAUGGAACACCCAGGGAUUCUAGGGGGAAAAGGCUAUCAGCAGCCACCAAACCAGAGUGGCAGAGGUGGGCGGAAUCUGCAGAAACUCGUCUUGCCACCCUUCUUCAGCAGGUGCACGGGACACCAUGGAAGACACAAAUCCUGCACAUCCAGCCAGUGAAAUCCUAUGCUCCCCACGUGGAUCACAUAGUGUUGGAUUUGGAAUGCCGCCCCUGUCCUCUAGUUGGCUAGAGAAGGUGGAUCCUGAGACACAAGGAUCUAAUAUUUUUCUCCGAGCACUUGCUGGAUUGGCCCGCUCAGGAAGAGGCAGCUAAUGGAACCAAGGAAAAAAGACUGAAAGGAUCAGGAAGCUCAUGGAGUGUUUGUUACCUCAGUCCAGGAAUGUGUCCAGGUGCUGAAGGCUUCCUUUGUGAGCAUCAGGAUUAGUUGCCGGGUAACGCACUCACUUGAUGGAGAGGUUGCGAUUCAAAACCAGUAAUGAUAAUUCUAUUAAACUCCCUCGACUGUGAGUUGCUUGGUUCAUUAACUUCAUAAUUUUAGUAAAUUAUAU